Molecule: messenger RNA, 20256 nt
Organism: Cinara cedri
Lineage: Eukaryota; Metazoa; Arthropoda; Insecta; Hemiptera; Aphididae
Source: the annotation of a GenBank genome assembly
AUGUAUUUAGCGAUAACGCAAUAUGUUUAUGUUGACUUGUCGGAGAUAAAGUGAAGGAAAAUUGAAAUACUUUAGUUAAUCUAAAAUAUAGGUAAAAAACUAAGUUUAUACAGUGGAAGGAUAAAACAUUUUCGAGGAAUACCUAUGACUGCCGAUAAGAUAAAAAUAGAAUAUAUGCAAAAUAAAUAAAUAAAUACAAAACUUAGUAUUUAUAGUAUUAGUAUUAUUUACAACAGCACACCCUUUCAAAGGUUAAACGAAAUAGUCAUAACUAUUAUAACUAAAUAUACCUGGAUCCAAUUAUCAACUCUUUGUCAUCAUUAUCCACAUUGGAUUCAUCGUCUUCUAUUUCACUUUCGUCGGAUAAUCCUUGGUCAGAGUUGUUUUCUCUUUCGGAUAAUACUUCACUAGACGGGAUCCCUUCGUCGUCUGUACAUAUUUCAUAAUCCGAACAUAUUUCUUCGUCUGAUGACAUGGUAAUGAUCAAUCAAACCAACAAUUCAACUAACUGCAAUUUACUCAAUUUAGUAUUUAACUAUUUCAGUAUUUUGAUUUUCGGCCAUAAAAUGUGGUCAACUGAUAAACGACAAAAUAUUUUGUUUAUUUUGUAUGUAUAGUGUACCAUGCUAUCAACGAAUUAAUACUUAUUGAGUGAUACAGGUUAUCCAAUGCCAAAUAUCUCCAAUAACAAUUAUAGUAUCAACAAAUAGUCAGUUGGCAAUAGUGCAUUAAGGAUUUUCAUUGGAUAUUUCAUCGUUCCGUGUCCAUUUUUUAUUCACGUUGUUUUCGUCCAGUUUCUACUUGUGUCGUGUUUACUUUUACAAGGGAUCAACGUUUUUUCUUUUCGUCUCAGUGUGUUAGUUUUUUAACAGUUCAUGGUAAUUUAUUUAAUAUUUACAGUAAUUACGGGAGAUACUGAUUGUUCAUCGUCAUCCCAUUGUCGAAUCCAAAGCAGACAUUUUCGACUUAAUUAAGUCCACGUCCGAGUUCCUGUGGCAGUACAUCGUAAGUACACUUCUAUUGGCAAGUUAAAAUUGUCAUUAGUUAAUAUUACCUCCUCCCCGCCCCUCCAGCCUUUAAUUCAACAUGGCGCCCGUCCACAUUUUUCUCAAACAAAUUGCGACGUAAAAUUGUUGAAAUUCUUUGAGCUAUAUGUUAGGAAAAUACGAUUUACACAUUCACUUUAUUCAGUUCCCCCCCCCUAUUUUUUUUACAAAAUGUAAACUUCAUUUUCCAUAAUUUUUUUCAAAUACUUGUCUAUUGUCUAUAUAUUUGUUUAAUUUGUUAACAGACUGGUAAUAAUAGUUAAUACAUAUUAACAAUUUAUCAUAGGUACCUACACAUUUUUAUAAUAUUGUGUAAUAUAGUAUUUAAUAUAAUAUGUACAUCAACUUAUAAAAUGUAAAUAUUUACCUUAUUCAAUUUUCUGUUGAGUCGCUUAUAUCUGGAAAUAAAAUUGUUGCCACUAUACAGAUAUAUUGUACCUAUUUAUUAAUUAUUUAAAACUUUCAUUUUUUACUGAUGGUUUACAUAGACAUUUUAAUGGACUGUUGCCUGUUACUCGGUACCUACCAUAAUAAUAAUGCUCAUAUUAUACACCUAAGUCAAUCUCAUUAAACAAAUAUUUCUUUUAAAACCUUUUGGUGCCGUUAGUUUAAAUAUUAAAACGAAUUAACCUAUCAUCUAACUUAAAAGUAAAAAGAUUAUAUGUGUCCUAGCGUUGAUGUUUUUUUCGAUAUUUUUAUUUUUAAAUGAGGUAUAAGUAUAUUAAAUAUCACAGUUUAAAAUUGUUUUGCUUAAAAAUUUAAAUAUCGUACAAACAUCAUGCUUUUUUGUCCACGAGAUAUCAGUACCGCUAUUUGACCAAAACUCGUCCAAUUCCGUGCAUCCCCCACUCAUCGGCCCAUUGACAGUGUGAAAUGGAGUUCUAAACUGUCACUGCCGGUCAUUCUGCAUGCACGUGGAGGUACUGAUCUCUUGUAGACCGGAGUAUGUGGCAUAUAUAAUCUUCUUACCUUUAAGUUUGAUUAAUAACAAUUAAUAAGUUAAUUUGCUUUAAUAUUAAAACUAACAGCACAAAAUGUGUUCUACUGAACGCAAAUUGGCUAUCUAUGUCUCACAUUUGUAAAAUGGAAACAAUAGACAUCGGUGUGUGAUUCUCUUAAAUUAUCUUUAUUCACCUAUCUAAUAUUACCCUAUGAAGACAAUAUAUAAGCUAAUGAUACUCUACAAUAUUAUUAUUGAAUUUUAACUUCAAUUAUUUUUUUUUUUUUUUUAAUUAUUCAUUAAUUUAUAAAAAAUAUUUAAAUCUACCUUUACUUGUAUUAAUUUUUAUUUUGUUAAAAUUCAAUAAAUAAUAUAUUGAUAGUUCAUAAUGUGCAUUGAUUAUGAGAUCUGAGGGUACAAAAUGUAGAUUUAUAUUUAAUUUUAUUAAUAUUCUUUAAUGAUUAAAAACAAACUAGACUACUAAUUAUCUAAGAUGUAUUAAUCACGUGUGCCAAGUAAAUUCUAGCAGGUAGGUAGUUAUUUUCAAUUCAAGAUAGGAAAAUAAUUCAGAUUUUUAUUGAUAUUAAUAUUUGUUUUUAGGUAGUCAAUUAUAAAAUAACCACUUAUAACUUUAUUUUCUUGGUCUCUAAUAUAGAUGUUUUACUCGUUCUAGUAAUGUAUUAUAUUUUAUUCCCCAUAAUCAGUUUUCCUAAAUUUACAUCUAUCCAAUCAUUUUUUUCUGCAUUGUCUUUAAUUUUUUUCUUUGUAUUGGUUUUACAAUGAUGUUAUUAUUAUUAUUUAUUUAUUUUUUGGCAACUUUUCUACCAGAAAUUUUGCUCCGAUAUUCAAGUGUAGCACUUUUUCUGAAAGAAAAUUUGGUACUUUCCUGUUAUACGAGACUACCAAAAUUUGUCCACUUUUCUUUGAUAAUUUGUUUAAUAUGUGUUGUAGGUAUUGCCACAUUCGAAUAAUAUAAAAGAAAAAAAAUUUAAAUUCUCAGUUUUUAUUUAUAAUAUAUUUUAUAAGCCAUACAUGGUACACGCUACACUUGGCAGUCUGUCAUAGAUAGUCUAAAUAUAAUAAAUAACAAUACAAAAUAUAUUGUCGACAUGGUGACGUAAACAAAAAUUGGUAAAUCCACAAAUACAAUAAUAAUUAUUAUCACUAUAGUAUAAAAUUUUAAAUAUAAGAAAAAGUUAUAAUAAUAAAUGUAAUUAAUAUAAAAAUUAAUUAUUUUUUAACAUAAUUCAUUAGUAAUUAUUUAUUGGAGGAAGUUAGAUUUUUAUUGUUUUUAAAAUUUUUGUGAAUGUACUUUCUUUUUAUGAUUUGUCUAAUAGUAUAAAUAAUGAUCGAUAAUUGUGAAUUGAGAUUCAAGAAGCGGUAAUCCUAUUAUUGCAAUUACCGCUGUAGUCUCGUUUAAACGGAAAAUACCGAAAAUCUAACUGGAAUGCUACUUUAGACUGGUCAUUUUUUGAUUUUCCCAGUUAUUUUUAUUGUAAAUGAAAUUUUUCAAUUUUUUGUUUGUUUCAAUUCAAUUAAAAAUAUUGAUAGAGACUCAAAGUUUGAAUAGAAAACAUAUAUUUGCCUUUUCUAGACGUGGUAAAUGUUCAAAACAUCCAUUUUAUGCUAUUUAUAGGUAUUUUAUUAUUACAGAGGUUUUUUUUACGUAAUUUUUGUUUGUACUUUGUGGUCAAGAAAAAAAAAUUGAUUGUUAUAUAAGAUUUUUUUUUUUUCAUAAGAAUUUUAAUAUCAAAGUUUGACGAAAAUUGUUUUAGUAAAAAAUCUUAUUAAAGUAAAUAUGGAAAUUUUUUUUUAAAAUAUUUAAUAUUAUAUUGUAGAUGAAGAAAUACUAUUAACUAAACUCCACUCAGAAUCAUUUUUUCGUUACCAAUGAUUAAUUGUUGUGGACAGAUAUACAUUAAAUUUCCCCUCUACCUUUCCAACUUCUCACCUACAACAGUGGCAACACCUAUCAUACUAAGUAUAUCCGUCUUUUUUUUUCAUUUGAAAAUUGUAUAGUUUAUAUUUUCUGAUUAAACAAUAACUACUCUUCACAAUCAUAUAUCAUAGUUGUCAUAGAAAAAUCAACUUGAAAACCCGGCGAACUACUUUUCUUUCCGCGAUGAUUUUUUUGAUUGCAUAUUUUAAUGUUUUUUAGUACUCCUAAGCCAUUAUUAUAACAUUAAUAAUUCUGCCCAAUGGUCAUUUGUAGUCUAUACAACUUAUUUUAUUUUAAUAAUAUCAUAAACAUUAACAUUUCAGAUGCCUAGAAUAUCAAGGAGAGUUAAUUCAAGUUCAUAUGAACCGCCCAAGUCUAUUUCUAGAUCCCGUAGUCGAUCAACUAGACGCAAACGCCGUCAUGAAGAAGGAGAUGAAUAUAAUUCCUCUUAUAGGUAAGUUUUAUUUAUAUAAUUUUUUUGUGAAAUGUGUUAUUGAAAAUAACAAAUUAAUACUUAUCAAGCAUUAUUUAUAGCAGAAUUAUUGAUGGGUAUAUUUUUAUUUUUAGAUAUUGUAUGCAAUAAUUAAUAACUACAAUGCUCAAUGAAGACAAAAUUAUAUGCUAAGAUUGCUCAUUGCUUAAUUGAAUUCAUUUUUCUUUUAUUUUUUUUAUUUUUAUUUUUUAAUAUAUAUAUAUACAUAUCAGACAAAUUAUUUUUAAUAAAAACUUUUAAUUCAGUUAAGUAAUAAAUGUUUCUAAUGUGUAUUGAUUAUGAGAUCUGAGAGCAUUGAACUGUGUUAAAAAGAAAUGUUAUGUUUUCAUAAGUUUAAUCAUAGUAAAUUACAUUUUUUCAAAUAGUUAACAGUAAAAAAAGAUGAUGACCAUAGUGUAGAAUGAAGAUAUGAAUCAAACAUUUUGUACAAUUAAAUAAAACAGUAACUGAAUAAUAAAGGUUUUAUGUAGCCUUAUUAUAUAAUUUAAUAUGUUUAACAGUCUGUAAAAUUACCACAGAAAAUAAAUUAGGUUGGUAGAAUAUUCAAUGGGUAAAAAUUUCAAUAAUUGUGUUACCAUUGUAGAAAUAGAAAAGCGGUGAUAGUAAAUAACAAGAAUGUAGAAGAAGCCAAAAAUAAGAUAUAUAGACAUGAUUAGAAGUGCAAAUUGCAUAUCACUCGAUAAUUUUGUAGAUUAUUAUACCCAAGUGAAGAUUGAGCACUAUGAUCAUCAACCAUAAAUAUUUAGGAGGAAUAAGAAAUACAAUUGGUUGGUUAAUAAUUGAAGUGAAUCGGAACAUUUUAAAUCAGCUUUUAUCAAAAUAAUAUAUUUUAAUUCUUCUGCGAUUAUGGCUUUGAAAUAAUUGGUUUGUGCAGUUAUCUGUAUAAAUAAUUGACCACUUUAUUUUUUAUAUUAUUAUAUUCAGGCCAUUAAAUUGAACUUAAUACAUAUUUUCAUAUUAUUUGAUAUCUUAAUAAUAAUUAAAAGUACAAGCUUAUUAUUAUUAUUAUUUUUUUUUUUUCAUUUGCAUAUAAGAUACAAUUUUACCAACUAUUAAUUCCUAUUUUCCAUUAAUAUAUUGUUAAAUUUAUCAUUAAAAAAACAGUAGUUGACAACUAGGCACAUAUGACCCGCUUAAUACAAAUUAUUAUAUUAAUAAUAACUUUUUUAUAAAAAAUAAUUAAACCCUGUUUAUUUUAUUGUAUCCUGGUUUACUAAUAAGAUAAAAUACAAGUGUACACAUAUUAGAGUCCUCUACAAGCCGUCAACAAUUUGAAGUUUCCAAUACAAUCUGUUAAAAAAAUAUUAAAAUGUUUAAUACAAUGAAAAAAAAUAAAACACUAAUUUUAUGAUUGGUUCGAAUUUGGUACGAUCAUAAUUAUUUUAGCAAUGUUCAAAAUUAUGAUUAUAUUUUUAUAAAAAUCUGAUAUCUAGUGAUGUUAAUAUAGUCUGAACUAUCCCGAUCUUCUUAACUUUGAUUCUGAAACUUAUUAGUCAUGUUAUGUUUUUCAUAUGUACUACAAUGAGUUCAUUAAACAUGCCUACAUUGUUUAUAUAAUUACAUAAGAAUUAUAAAUGUCAAUAAAAAAGAAAUAUGAUGUGCCUCAUUUGUUAAAAACAAAUGUCUGUGUUGUAAAAAACAAUAUUAAACAACAUUAUGACUCCAAACAAAGUAGUAUGUCAAUACUUAUUUACUUUAUUUAGCAUUUUAUUAACAUACUAAUGAAAACUUUUUUAUUUUUUUUUUUUUGUGGCCCAAGAGAGCUAAAAGGACCCGAUCAUUGAUUUAAAAUUUUAGGUUUUAUGUAAAUAUACAUAUAAUAAGUAUUAGGAUUUUACAACAAUUUUUUUUUUUAAUAUCGUUCUACUUUUAGAUAUCUCGAUAUUUAAGUUUUUCAUAAACAAAUAAAAAAUAUUAAUGAUAGUAAGAAUGAAAUUAAAAUAGCUAUGUUAUCAGUUAUCAUUAUAUUUAAUAUUAGGAUCUUUUAAUAUAUGAAUAUACAAUUUUAACAACUAUAGAUGUUAGAAUAAGCAACACAAACAUUUUUAAUAGUUUAAUAAUUUACCUUAUUCUAAUAUAUACUAAGUAUUAAAUAAACAACAUAAAUUGAAUGCAUAUACACCAUGUAGGCUAGUUUUAGGUUAUUCUAUUUAUUAAUAUAAAAUCUUUUAAUUUAUAUUUUAACUUAAUAUCAAUAGCAAAGUUUACGUUAAAAAAUGUCCAAUAUCAUACACCUAAGCAUACAGUAUUCAUUAUCCAACAAUUUUCUCGAGAGAAUUUGAUUUCUGUUUAUCCAAUCACGAAACCUUUUAACAUAAUUUUCAAUUUUUAUCCUUACUUCUUAUAUACUUUUGAUUUAAAGUAGUUUUGGUAUUUUAAAAUAACUCCUCUUUUAAACACAUUGAAAUAGAGAAUAUUUUUCUAUCGAUUUUUGACACACAUAACACUAGUAUAGGAUUUACUAUUAAAGAGUUACUCAUCUAUUUACUACAGUAGUAAUUGGGUUGUUGCCAAAAUCCAUAAGUAUCAUAUAUACCGUAUAUCAUAAUAAUUAAGUUCAAUUAAACAAUUUUUAAAGGAGCCAACUUGCAUGAAAAGAAAAAGUUGUUGAUUUUUAAAAAGUUGAAAAUUACUGCUUUAGUGUGUGAUCUAUCGAGUCAUUUGUUUUAGUCAUUUUAGACACAUAAUACACCCAAACUUUCUAAGUUGUGUAUUAUAAUUAGGGUUUGGGACUUUUUGCAUUUGAAUGUUUUUUUUUGUAGCUGUCAUAGAUAAUUCUAGGCAAGUUAUAAAUUUGUUUUAUGAAAUUCCAAAAUUAAAUACUAAGUUUGAAUUGGCAUAUUUUGUUAUAUUUUAGGAAAAGUGCAUAUUUUUAAUGUGUAUAUAACUAAUUGUUAGGUAAAUCAUGUUUAGAUAACAUUCAAAAAUGAAUUACUUUGGGUAGGUAGGUGUGUGUCUUUAAUCUUCAUUGAUUAAUAAUUAACCUUGUUAUCGAUGAUUUUUAUUAUGUACCUCUCUAUUUUUGAGAUUUUUGUUUCUAUAAUUAUUAUAUAUGUUUUAUGUGUCAAAAAUUAAGUAAAAAUUGACUUGAAUAUUUUGACAAUUUUGACUGCAAUAUUUGCAUGGAUAUUCCGAUCGUUUUUAGUACAAGUACCGAACCCUAAUUAUGAUGUGAUGUAAUGUGACUAAUUUUCUUUUCAUCAUUUCUCCUUCCCCUCCCCCCUCCCUUGUUGCCUAUCCAACAUGAUUUUACAUAACAAAUAUUAAUGUAUUUAAAAUUAAGUCCUAUAUUUGUGAAUUGGUAGAAUCACAAGGGUGGUUAAGUGAGAAGAUACAGAGAGAUAAAGGGGUGGCCCUUUAUGAUUUUCCCAAUCUUUCUUGCUUUCUUGACGAAAUGGGCCUCAUAGGUGGUUCAAUUUCUCCCGUUCUGGCCUCAAUCUAUGUAUCCCCUUCGGGCACAGUAAGCUAUCUCUUCUUGUACUAGCAGUUUUGUUUUUGAAAUUUUUAAAAAUUCAAUUUAAUCAAGAUUAAGAUUACUUAUGGUUAGUUACACUAAAAAUAUGAUAACUAUCACACACUAAAUGAAUGCCAAGAGUUAUAACAGUUCAAAAUGUAUAGUGGAGGGUAUUAUCCCUUCACUAAAUUUAAAAUGGUUAAAUUCAGUGUUAUUUUGCAUUUCUUAUAAAAUAAUAAUGAAUUAAAAGUUUAAUAAAUAAAAAAUUUAGAAGUGUAUAAAAUUUAAAGUUGGCAUAAGCCGAAAUAGUUGUUAAAAAUAUAAAUUGUAUCCACUUCUAAGUCUUCGUUUUAAUUAAUUUUAUUUUCUACUAGUAUUAGGCAUAUCCACAUUUUUAAAAAAUUCUUAGGUAUGCUUAAAAUGAGGACAAAGGCUUCAAUUGAAGCUGUUUAUUAAUUUAAGGCACUGUUUCUUAAACUGUGUUCUGUAGAACCAUGAGGUUCCAUGGAAAUCAUGUGAGAGUUCUGCGGAUCUUCAUUUUUAGAACAUUAUUUUUCAAAUUAAAAUAUCAAUUUCUUGAUAUAAUUUGGCUACUUAAAAUUAUUACUUGCUUGACCUCCGAUUGUGUUCCAGCAAUAAUCACCCUGUAUUUUUUUUUUUUUUUUUACAAGAUCUUUAACCUGAUUUUUUAAUUAUUAUAUACCAUUAACAUUAUUACAUUGCAUUUGGACCAGCAAAAAGGUGAGCUGUGAUUGUCACAUGCCCCUGCUGGCAGAUUUCUGUUUUGGUGGGUUCUAUGUUUGGGAAUAUUAGAAAUAGCUGUUGGGCAAUAUGUGGUAAUACAGCACUAUACAAUAGUUAUUCAUAUCAUUUUAAGAAUAUAAAUAGCUGUGGUUUUUUUAUCCAUAAUACUACAUUCUACAAUAAUUAUUAUACAACAAAUAAUAUUUAAAAUUUUAAAAUUAAGUUAAGCAUAAUUAAUAGUAUGAUAUAUGGUAUAAUUAUAUGUUUUUUGAAAUGUAUAUAAGAUAAUUAAUAAUUGUUAUACUGACACUUUGUUUAUUCUAAUUAUUUUGAAAAUAACUAGAAUAUCUUCAACAUAAUGUGUAUCUACAUCUACACACAUAUAUUGUGCAUGUUUUAAUUAUAUAAUACUGAAAAUUUAACCUUGAAAUUAAACUAUUUUUUAAAUAUUUUAUGUACUUUUUUAACAGAAGUUAAUUAUUCAUUUCUUUUUGAAAUCAUUUAUUACAUUUAAAAAAACUACAUCCAUCAUAAAAAUAUUUGGGGGUAAUCAAUAAAUCAAAGUCUUUUUUAUGUUAUUUUGUAUUUUGUAAAUAUUUUGCAAGAUAACGUUUUCUGUUACAAGUAGGUUUCCAUAUUUGGUAUGAAUUGUUAUAAUGUAUAUUUUGCAGUCCGUAUGUGUAUAAUGGGUUAUCUGCUACAUACAACCUUGUUACAAUAUCACUACAUUUGAAUCAACAAGGUUGUUCGGUUGUGCUUCAUCUUUAAAAAUAUUUUUGAAAAUAAAAAUUAAACUGAUGAAAAAAAUGAUACAUUCUUAUUAUUGUAUGACUUUAUUAUUUUAAUUUUUAAACUAUGCCUACUGUUGCUGAACUUAUUUUAUUGUACAGGUAUUUUAAAACUAUUCUGGUAGACAUUUAUGUUCUUUCUUAAUUUGUUAAUAUAUAUUUUUACAGUUCCUAUGAGUAAAUUUUCGUUUUUUAAAAAAUAAUAAUACUUUUAUACACUAAUAAUUUGUUUUGGGUAAUAUGAAUUAUAAUCAUAAUUCUAUACCAAUUUUCUUUUUCUAUUUUAAUUUGUUUUGCUAUUAGUUUAAUUUUUUCUUUAAUUUAUUUAUAUAUUUAUAUUGCAUAUUGAACUAAUCAAACUAUUUACCAUCAUCUUUAGUUUAUUUAGAAUAAACCCCUAAAACACCAACAAUAUAAACUAGGUAUUUUUGUUAAUUACCGAGAUAUACUAUACCGGUAUUUCCAAAUGAAAGGUACCAGUAAUAACCAGUUUACUUAAAAUACCACCAGCCCUAAAAAUAUAUUUCUCUAAAUUCUUAAAAUUCAUAUAAUAAAAUAUGAAUGCUAAGUACACUCUGUAUAGUGAUGACUGUUUUCAUUUAAUGAUCAGAGGGCACAUUUUAUCUAAACUAAGAAAAUAUCCUGAAACUUCAAAGUUAUCUCGUUUAUUAGAAUGCAACAUUUACAAAAGCGAAUGAUAUUUAUUGUUUGAACUUAAUCAAAUACCUUAUUUAAAAAUAGAUAUGGUACUUGCUAUACUUUUUUUAUUAUUAUUAUUAUUAUUAUAUGAUAUUCAAUUUGUAUACAUUUAACGUGCAGUUUUAGUUUUAUUAGAUAUUAUAAUAUUUGAUGGCAUUGUUUAUGUGUCCAUAUCAAACACAUUUAAUUUUAAUCCUAAUACCUAGAUAAAUCUGUGUAAAAAUGCCUUGUUUAUUAUAUUAGUAAACAAACAGAUAUAAUGUUAUGCAUAAUUAUAAAAAUGUAUGAAAUAUCUUGUUUCAGUAAUGAGCGUUGUAAUCGUUCACGUUUGCAUGAUCAAGGGACAAGUGCAGAACGGCGGUAUAAGCGCAGUCAUCGUAGAUCUCCUGGUUCAACCAAUCAUCAGCGCCGUAGACUCAGGCGCCAUCAAUCGCCAGGAAGUGGAGAUGAUAAGAUGCAUCACAGACACCAUAGGCAUAAAGACAGAUCUCAUUCAAAGGUCAGUAGUUCUUUAAAAUUACUUAAUAUUACAUAAGUAUAUGUGAGAUAUUGAAAAUCAAUAACAAAUGUCACAUUAAUUAUUUUAUUUAAAAAAAAAAAAAUCUUUAUGCAAUUUUUACUCUUUUUGACAAUUGGCAUUGUGCCAUUUUCAUUCUAUUAAUAUUAUUAAUACGAUUUAGUAAAUAAAAAUAAAAACUAUAUAGCAGAAACUUCACUACUAAACAUGUGUGAAACAGACGUUGGAAUUAAAUUAAAUUGGUAUAUACAAUGUUGCAAAUAGCUUCUAUAAUUAGUAAUAUAUAUAUAUAUAUAUAUAUACUAAAGAAUCACAAAGAGAGGGAUUUUUUAGUUUAGAAUUUUCCUCUUCAGUUAAGUUUCCUCGUAUACAUUCACAUACCUUCUAAAUAUAAACUGUAUACUUCUCUCCAUAAUUUAUAUUAUCGAACACACUCUAAACUUCUGGCUCAGUAUCGAAAAUAACAGCACACCUCCAGUAGGCUGUCGGAUGUCGUGUUCGCACGUAUGUUUGUCGAGGAGCAUACCCUCAGGCGAAGGCCUGUACCGCCAUGGCAUCAUACAGAUGGUGCAGUAGUUAGACAACACAGUCGUAAUCGUUCCUCCAGAACUACCCAUAGAGUCAGACCACCCCAACUGCCUGCCGCCGUAUUGGUAGAUGCUCAUUGGUGGCCUGUAAACCCAGUCAGUAUAUUAUCUAAAAUUAUAUUUACUAUCAAAUUAUUCACUAGGCAAUCAAAAAACCAGUAGUUUUUACAUGUAUUUUCUUUUAAAAUCUAAUAUCUAAUAUUUUGUUAUCAAUUAUUCUAAAUAUCUAUUGUCGUUUUGAUAUAACGUUUAAGUGAUAAAAAAUGUAUAAAUAAUAUAACAUACACAUUUAUUUCAAAUUCAUUAUUUCAUUUAUAUAACAUUUUUGAUUUCAAAAUGUAUGUUUAAUUUGUUAGUAAACCAUUUUUAGAAAGACAAAAUUAAGAAUUAUUGUAAGUAUUGAGAAAAAAUAUUAAUUAUUCAACCAAUAAAUUAACAAUUAAAUAAAUGUAUUUAAUACUUGAAGAAAAAUAUAAUUACCUAUGAUCUUUUAUAUAUUAUUUAUAGAGGGGGAAUGGUUCAAAUAUAUUUUGUAAAGUAUUUUCAUCUUUUUAAAAUAAAAGUAAAAAUAUGUACACAUUUUUUUUACGUUUUAGUGAUUAAUAUUUUUAAUUUUAAUUUGUGGGGGAAGAAAAAAUGAAAUUUUGUCAACAAAGCCUGUGACGCGUGGCCCACGUUUUGCUUACACAGAAGAGGUCGUGAUUUUUUUCUACACUGUCCGGUUGACACAGAAAUAGAUUUUUUGGAAGAUUGCCUCAAUGUGCGAGGGCCAUUUCAUGUAUGCCAGGUCCACAAUACAAUUGACCAACAGUUUUCCGAACUAGGGCCAUGUAGAUACAUUAGAUUAUUCAGUAGACAUUUAAAUCUUAAAAAAAUUUUAUUUCUGCAUUUGUAAUUAAUUGUAUUAGUUUUUAAUAUAAAUAUAUAGUUCGGGUAAUGUUUCCUCCGGAUAUGACUGGCCACACUCCGUCUGAUAAGCGCCGAACUAGGUACGCACGAUCAUCGACAGUCAGUGUUACUCAGAUGUUAACAGAUUCUUGUUCAAGUCUUAUUAACCGUAUUACUGGGCGAUCUCGUGGUCCUUCUGAGUGUAUUCGUAAACCUGAACUCAAACCUGUUGAAACUUCACGAAAUCAUAAUAUUCCUUCAUCUUCAUCAUCGUCGUCUUAUCUCCCUAGCCCUUUUCAUUCAUCUGGCUACUCCGUACGUAAUGAAGAUUGUUAUUUAUCCGCAUUAGAUGCUCAUCGUUACCGAAGACAACAAAGACCUCUUACCAAAAGUGCUACCACAGUAUUAUUAUCAGAAAAAGCUUAUCCAUUUGUUCAUCAAACACCCCGUGAAAAGACCCCAUAUCGCCGUCAUAAACCUAAUGUUCUUUUAACCAUACGACCGUUAAAAAGGUCACCUACAACAGUUACAACCACCAUCAUACACCCACUUGAACCUGUAGCACCAACUACAGACCCUGUGAUAACCGAGCGUGAAGCUAGGCGUAAGGAGAUACAGACAUUAAUUAUGAAAUAUUCGGCCUUGGACAAUGAUGAUGAAAAUAAUGGUACUCCUAGUGCUUUGACCAAGUGCCAACAAAAAUAUUCUUCCAUUCUUUCCUCUUCUGUGAGCAGCGGCGUAAGUUGUCACGUGUAUAGUUUGUGUUUAGUGUAGUACAUGCAUACUUUUUUAUUGUUUUAACAAUUGGAUAGUUUUAAAUUAUCAUUGGUAAUAUAAAAAUAAAAUCAAUAACAGUUUUGUUGAUUUAUAUUUUGAGCGAGUACAUUUGAUUUAUUUUAAUUUCCGUUCUCAUAUUAUAAUAGUUAAAAAAAAAUUUUAUUGAAGUUUCUAUCUAUUUUUUACUCAAUAUUUAUAAUAGUUAUUAGUUGCCUUUAGGCUUAAACAAUUUUCAUGCUAAUACAUUUUCUGAUUUAAAUUUAUAUCGGAUGAAAAUCCAAAAACAUUGAAAUGUUACAUUAUAUCAUGCAUUAUCUAAGUAUAUAAUAUUAACAUAAUUCAAUUUGAAAUAAAAAUGCUUAAUUAAGUUAUAUCAUAUAUUGUAGCAAUAUAUAUGGGAAAAUAUAUGUUCAGGUCUAACAAAAAUAAUAUUUUAAACUAUUUGUUAUUUUUAUCAUACGUGACAACAUUUUAAUUUGAUAUUAUCUUAAACUUAUUAGUUAUAAAUAAUAAUAACUAACGACCACAAAUAAUUUAAAUAGCCUAUAAGGUUACAACUUGAAAAAACUACAAAAAAAGUUUUGGAUUUUGUAGUAAAAGAUGUAGAUUUCAUAACUUUUAAAUGAAAUGUUUAUUUAUGUGACAUUUGUUGUAUGUUUAUUAUAACGUAUAAAAAAAAAGGUAAAUACAUUUUUAUUGAAUUUUUAUUUUUAAGCCCAUACACUUUCACACUAUAUUAUAGUUAAUUUAUAUAUAUUUAUAUUUAAAUAUAUAUAAAAUAACACUUAUAAUUGUAAGAAUAUAUAUGUAUAUGAAAAAGUUGUUAACGAGGCUUUCCUUUGCCUUGUGUCCUUCUGUCUUUAUGAUUGCGGGCGAUAAAACACGCAACUGCUGAAAAUGGGUGCACCAUCUGAAUGUACAAAUCCCGUACGAAUACCAAUUGGCCGUCAACAAUUCGCGCGUGUGUGUGUGUGCCGGGCGUCUAUUAAUCAAUUCCUACCAAAUACAUGAUGAAUAUUGGGACAACGUGUACAAUUACAACAACUGUGUGAUCACCCUCUACAGCAGCGAGCAAGAAGUCCAGUCAUUGAGGAUGACGAAGAGGGACAUCUGAUUUACAAAAAUGGAGACAAUCUGGCCGAUAGAUGUUCGUGAACCAGUUACAUUUUACAAAUGAUUACUUACUAUUUCUAAAAAAAAAAAUUCAGUAAUGUACAAAAAUGAUAAUGUGGAUGAAACAUUAAGCGCGUGCAUUUGUUGUUUUUGGUUGAAUGGGGACAACUAAAUACUUUUUCUCAUCAACUUAAUAUUUGGUUGUCAAGUUUUAGUUAUCCAUCGCAUUAUCAAUGCUAGUACUCUUUUGACCUAUGAAAAAUAAAUACAAUUAUCCUAAGAUUUCGCUAAAUUUAUUUAUUUUGAUUUCAAUUAUUUAAAGAGAACAUUCUUCUCCAAAAUUCUCAUGUUUUUCAUUAAAAUUUCACUUGAUAUUUGCAAAUAUAAUAUGAUAUUUGCAUGUAUCUUCUGAACAUAAAAUCAUUGUUUAAUUGUUACAAUAAUAUUAUUCUCAAUGUCCCAGCAGAAGAUGCAUUUUUUCAUAUUAUAUUUAUAUUAAUCUAGCAUAAUUUGACAAAUUUCAGAUCAAAUUAUCCAAACUCUUGGGGAAGGAACUUUUGGAAAGGUAGUGAGUGCCAAAUGUCUGAAAAAGUAAGAAACAUUAAUUUGCUAUACUUAUAUUUAUAUAAAUUUAAUACAAAAUUAUUUUCAAUUAUUGAUUGCUAAUUUAAUAUGAUGGUAUUUAUUAUUAACCCAUCAUUAAUACACAUAUAGAGACAAAUAAUAUUUUGAUUGUCAGUCAUAUAAAUGUAAUCUAAUUAAUUUGAUAUUAUUAAUACCUUCAAAUAAUAACAUAUCUUCUAAAAUAAAUUAUAGCACUAUUGAUAAUUCCCAAAUAGUUAUUAAUUGACAGAUUUGACAGUACCAAUACGCGUCACAUGUGUUCUAUUGUAAAACCAAAAAAAUAUGAAUAGAUAUUUUUAUUAUCAACUUAGGUUGAUUUGUUUAAUAACUACAUUUCCAAUUUUAUUGAGUUUUUAAAUAAUUUUUCCCUGACAAAAUUACAAAGUUCUUUGAGAUUCUAAAUUAAGUUGUUCAAGCAAUUGAUAAUGAUAUAAAAAUUAAAAUAAGAAAAGUAUAACAAUAGUGUUACAAAAUAUAUAUGAACCAACUAUAGGUUCAUAAAUAUAAUAGCUUAGCAGUAAAAUCUCCGUAGUUCUAAUGUAUUCAAAAUAUAAAUAAAUCUUGAGAAAUAUACAAAAGUAAAUAUGAACCUUUCUAACUCAUAAAUUAUGUCUUAUUCAAAUUAUAGAAAUUGUAUAGUUUUUAACUCUAUAUUUUAAAUAAAAAAUUCUCUAUAAAUAAUCAAUGGAUUAUUAUAUGUGAGAAAUUAACCUAUGUUUGUAUAGAAUAUUAUUUAUAUAUCUUAAUUUGGAGAGGGAAGAAUGAAUAACUGGCAGGAGGAAAGUUCAGUUGUAACCUAUUUGGCAUGUUGCCGAAUAUUUAAUUACCUUUAAAUCUGAAUUUUAAUUUGGGUCAAAUGAAAAUGUGAAAAAUGCAUUUCAAUUAUUUUGGUAUUUUGAAAUAGCUAUAUUUUUUACAGUCGUGAUCAAAUUGCUGCAGUAAAAAUUAUUAAAAAUGUUGAAAAAUAUAGAGAAGCAGCGCGCUUAGAAAUUAAUGCCUUAGAAAAGUUAAAUGCCAAAGAUCCAGAAAGUAAAAAGUAUGUAAUGUAUUAUCUUUAUUUGAACUUGAUUUUUAUAUAAAUUUUUUUGUUUUAGUCUUUGUGUUCGUAUGAUUGACAAUUUUGAAUAUGGAGGACAUGUAUGCAUUGGUUUUGAGUUAUUGGGAUUAAGCGUUUUUGAUUUUUUGGUAAGUUUGUUUUAUGAAUAUUCUUAUUAUUGAUACUUGUAUUAUAACCUUGGUAUAUGUCAGAGGUUCUUACAACUAUGACAAUUAUACUGGGGAUUUCGGCCAUGGACAUGUUAUAUACUCUCAUUAUUACAAUCCAAACUGUGCCUAAAGCCAUUUAUAUUCCCUUGUACUAAAUUUUAAGUUUUGUUUUGAACAAUUUCUAAAAAAAAAAUUAUUGGUUUCACCAUAACAGGUUUUUCAAUUAAAAUAAUCUUACUCAUAAUCAUGUAGCCAACUAUUAGAACUUGCAUUUAUUAACACUUUAUGGGCACAUGUAUUUUUAUGCAAUCAAUUAUUUCUAAUAAAUUACAUGUUUAUGUUCAAUCAUACAAACCAAUUGUGUUUAAUUUUGUAUAAUAAUUAAUUUUUAAAAUGUUACAUUUUUUACUAAGAAAUUUGUACAAUAUUUGCAAAGUCUAAAUAAGUCUUACCACUUAAAUAUAACAUUGUAUUUACAACAAUUUGUAUUUACAGAAAGAAAAUAACUAUCAACCAUACACAAUUGACCAAGUGCGACAUAUAGCUUAUCAAUUAUGUUAUGCUGUUAGAUUUUUACAUCGCAACAAACUUACACAUACUGAUCUAAAACCAGAAAAUAUACUUUUUGUCAAGUCUGAAUAUGACACACAAUAUAAUCAGAAAAAAGUAAUGAUUACAUUCAUUUGAAGUAUUUUGUUUUAUAAAUAUUAAUAUAAUUUUGUGUCACACAGAAGCGUGCUUAUAAAAUGAUCAAAGACACAGAAGUACGGUUGAUUGAUUUUGGCAGUGCCACAUUUGAUGAUGAACAUCACAGUACGGUUGUAUCAACAAGACACUAUAGAGCACCUGAAGUUAUAUUAGGUAAAAUAAUCUUGUUUCUAGGCUUAUUUUUUUUUCUCUAUAAAUAUUAAUUUUUGUUUAGAACUUGGAUGGGCACAGCCAUGUGAUGUAUGGUCUAUAGGAUGUAUUAUAUUUGAACUUUAUCUUGGUAUAACAUUAUUCCAAACGCAUGAUAAUCGUGAACACCUCGCAAUGAUGGAACGCAUUCUUGGCUCAAUACCUUAUAAGUAUAUACUUGUUAUUAUUAUAUUUAGUAUUUUAUUGGUUUUGUAAUUUUUGUUUUUUUUUUUUAUUAUUAUUAUUUAUUAAUAACUUUUCUGUCGACAAUUUCGCUUUGAUUUAAAAUGAGUUUUCUGAAAGGAAAUCUGACUAGAUUGAUACUUUAAGAAGGGAAUUUUUUGAUUUUCUUGGCUAUUUUCAUAAUAAAUGAGGAAAAAUUGGAAAAUACGUACAACAUUAAUUAAAUAUUAUUUAAAAAAAUAUGUAAUUAUUUGACUAUAAUAUGACAUAUAUUGAUAUAUUGUUGACAAAGCAACACUAUUAGCCAAACUGUGCUCAGAAUUGUUUUUUUCAUUAACAAUUGUUAAUCAUUACGUACAGUUAUACAUUAAAUUUCCCCACUACCUUCUCAACUUAUUACCUACAACAGUGUCUCGCCCACGUGUGAAGUAUGUCCGUCUUUCUAAUUAUAGUUUUUAUAUUGUGUAGAAUGGCCAGACGAAGUAAAACAAAAUAUUUCUAUCAUAGCAAACUAGACUGGGACCAAUCAAGCUCUGCUGGGCGAUAUGUUAGAGAAAAUUGUAAACCUUUAAAGGUUAGUAAGAUAAAAACAUUUAUAUAUUAUCUUAAUCAAAUAUUAAUAUCAAAAUAAAUCAUUAUAGAGAUAUAUGAGCUCAGAAGAAGAAGACCAUCGUCUAUUAUUUGAUUUGAUCUUUCAGUUGCUCAAAUAUGAGCCAACUCAACGUAUGACGAUGGAGGAAGCAUUAGACCAUCAAUUUUUUUAUAAAUUACCUGCUCACCAAAGACUUCAUGACAAGGAAGAAAGGUCACAUUCUCUGUCUAGAUGAAAAUUCCGUAAUAGCCGGUGCCGCUAAACUUGCACUUUGGCUCCGGUAUCUCAUUUAUUAUUGAGAUAUACUACCUGUUUUAUUUUUUUUUUUGUAAAGCUACCCAUUAAUUAUUAUUAAGUAGGGUGAAAAAAACAGUAAAUAUUAUACAUAAUUUGUAUAUAGUUAAUUGUGUGUUAACAUUAAGUGUUAGUAAAUUUAUGGCAAUUAGAUUUAAGUUAUUUUUUUUUCUCUUUCCUCAAACAGUUGUAUUUUAAAUAUAUUCUAAAUCACUUGUAUUACAACUUCAAUUAUUUGUAUAAUAUACAUUUGUGUUUAUAUUUAUAUAUGCGUUUAAAAAAAAGAAACUAUAAACAGUUUUAAGUUGUCUAAAAAUGUUUUUUUAUUAUGUUUUAACAAUAAAGUGGUUCAAUUUAAUUAUUAUAUUCUGAUUGCAAGUAUUUUUAAGUAGUUGAAAACUAAUAUCAAAUUCUAAUUUCUAAUUAUAUAUCCAUUAAAACAUUUACUAUUCAACCUUACUUGUAUUUAAUAUAUAUUAAGCAAACUGGUUUUACUCAAAAUUAGAUUAUGUUUUAGAAUACAUUUUUUAUUUGAAACAAAAUCUAAAUAUUUUAUGUUCUUUAUUUAAAAUAAUUUGAUUGUCCAAUUGAUAAUUAAUAAUUGUAUCAAUUGGUGUUUAAAAUUUAUUUUCAACAGUACUAUAGUGCUAUGCAUUUUUAUUCCUUGCAAUUUUUUAAAUAUGCAUGUAUAAUAUAUAAAUAAUUCAAAUCCAAAAAUAUUUUGAUAAUGUUCACAAAUGCAAUUAUAUUAUUUAUGAAAAAGGAUUUAUGGUCUAAAAUAAGAAUAGUCAAUACAGAUACAAUGGAACUUGAUAGUUAAAAUAAAUACUUUUUCAAUCGGUUUUCAUUCAUCUGUAGUAAAGUAAAAUAAAACAUUGUUAUUAUUUUUUUAACUUGUAAAUUCUUUACCUUAUAAUAUGUAAUAAUAAAUAGAUAGAUAACUCUACAAAUUAUAUGAGAUAUAACCUAAAAGUACUCUAAUCUUUUGAAUUUAAGGAACAUUAGAAUUGAUAUUUACUGAUUUAUAUGACUUCUGAGUACAUUUAUUUUUGUAGAUACUUUAUAUCCUUAAGUUUUUGUGGAGGUUGAAGAAAAUGUGUUUUAUUUUGAUGUUGAUUACAUAAUUAUUAAAACGUUUCAAAAAUCUUUGAUUUAUUUGGUAUUUCCUUAACCAUCUUUGACAAACUUUUCCAAUUACAAUUUUUUGGCAAACUAUCACUGAUAUCUAAGAUGAAGAAAUAAAUAUAUUUUAAAUUUAAAAGGUUAUAGAGCUAAGACAUAGUAUAAGAAAAUUACAUUUUUUGUUGAAGUACCGCUGAUAUAUUGCGCUUUUUAAAUUGCCUUAAACAACUAGCAAUCUCGCAAUGCCUUGCACGUGACAAAAUAAAUAUAUAUAUAGGUAUAAUGGUUUCCCUUCACAUUUCUUGAUAUCAAUCAAAUUAUAUAUAGAAAUACAUUUUUAAAAGCACUAAAUAUAAGUCCACACAGUGGUAUUCACAUUAUAUUCCAUCUUAAUGGUCUGACUUCCUGAACACAAUAUUUUUCUUAUUAACCACCUAUAUCUAAAGUUAGAUUAGGUUUAAUUUUAAAAAACUUGAAAAUCAGUCUAAAUAAAACAAGUGGUAAAAAUGAAAAAAAAAUAUAUUUGGACUACUAGACCACUUGGAUGGAAUGUAGUAUAAAUGCCACUUCACUAACAUAAAUACAGUACGAGAUGUUAAUUUUUAAUAGUAAAUUAAUGAUUCUUUUUAAUUUUUUGCAUUUUAAAAUUUAAACUGAUUAACCUAUAUUUAUGGGAAAAAAAUGUUUAAUUGGUUCAGUAAUUCUGAAGAUCCCUUACAUACAAACAAACUUAUUUUACUUAUUUAUAGAAUUAUUAAAGUAAAUUACAUUAUUUAUUAUAAUAUUAUCAUAAAUAAAUAACUAAAAAUGCAAAAUUAAUAUUAAUUUGUGGUUAUCAAUUUUAGUAAUAAAAAAAAUGACUAGGUAAAAGAGUUAUUACUAAAAAUCAAUAAAUGUACACAGUAUUGAAAAAAAAGUGAUAGAAUUUAAGUUCGUUUGCCGGUUCUUGACUUAGAUCUCGUUUGUGCUUUGUCUUUAUAAGUUAAAUAAACAUGUGAAAAAUCUGGCCUGCGUGUCUAUAACAAUUAAUAAACAUUGUAUUAAAACAUUGAUUUGUCAUUGUAUAAUACUAAUUAAUUAGUUAAAUCACAAAAAUAAAAUUGAUGUUGGCCAGGUAUGCAUAGCAAAAAAGUAAUGCCAAAUUAAAAACUAUAACAACUUACAAGGGAAGCAGUCGAAGACAAAAAUAAAUGGAGAAGAGUUUGUUUUAUGAGGUGGUCUUAAAGGCCAGAAACUUUUACUAGUAAACUAUCUAAAUGAUAACCAGUAAUGCACUUUGAAUGUUGUAAAAUAUUUGUUUAUAGUUUUUUUAUACACAUUUUGAAAUAUCAUUCUGAAUACUAUUUAAAAUAU